AUGGUAAACAAAUGCUGUAUGCCCGAGUGCAAAAGUAAUUAUCGUGGAACACCAUAUGUCAAAGUAUUCUCGUUUCCAAAUGCGGAGAAAUAUCCUGAGGUACAUAGAAAAUGGAUUAAGAAAGUGUCGCGAAAAGAUUGGGCACCUACCAAAAACUCAGUCAUCUGUAUCAAUCAUUUCCAUAGCUCCGAUAUUGACAACACCGGAUCCCGUACGAAAUUGAAUCCGAAUGCGAUACCGCUAGUGCAUCACGAAAAUGUACCACAGUACCUCAGUGAACCAGAGAAACCAAAAUUGAGAACUGACCCAGCAAAAAGAAGAGAAGAGUACAUCGAAAAUCACAACAAUGAUGUUGAAAUGUGGUUGGAAUCAGAUCACAUUAAAAGCUUCGAAGUAUUCAAAACAGAAACGAUACUCCUGUUGUAA
Planococcus citri (citrus mealybug) is the source of this 426-nucleotide messenger RNA. RefSeq names its product THAP domain-containing protein 3-like. Gene Ontology annotation, molecular function: sequence-specific DNA binding. NCBI's taxonomy places the organism in Eukaryota, Metazoa, Arthropoda, Insecta, Hemiptera, Pseudococcidae. The transcript has 2 exons. The coding region runs from base 1 to 426 and encodes 141 amino acids. The record is from RefSeq and is a predicted model, not a curated record.